Messenger RNA from Brassica oleracea var. oleracea, 1641 nucleotides. Its product is annotated as U-box domain-containing protein 31. Gene Ontology annotation, biological process: protein ubiquitination. The coding region runs from base 206 to 1537 and encodes 443 amino acids. Gene Ontology annotation, molecular function: ubiquitin protein ligase activity. The record is from RefSeq and is a predicted model, not a curated record. The transcript has a single exon. NCBI's taxonomy places the organism in Eukaryota, Viridiplantae, Streptophyta, Magnoliopsida, Brassicales, Brassicaceae.
UGGUCCAAACCAAAAGAAAAGCUUUCCCUUUUUUUUGUCUAUUUACUUUAAUAAUAGUAAUUUUUUUGUUUUCUCACGAAACACCAGACCAGAUCCAUUCUUAUCCAUCUUCUUCUUCGUGAGUUUCUUCAGCUCUGUCUCCUCUUCAAUUCCUCCCAACUCCACUUCCCUUUCAGAGCUCUCACUCUCAAUCAACUCAUCGAAAAUGCCAAUGUUUCAGCCGUUCAAAGGCGGUGGCUUCGACGGCCACGUCAUAGAUCUACACACGGCGGUCAAAGACGGCGUCCUCGGCGGCGGAGAUGGCGGAGAAGUCAAAACCGCGGCGGUGGAGAACGAACUAGAUCUCAAAACGAUGAUCACAAACCUUGAAUUACCAGAAACACCCUCGGUCUUCAUCUGCCCCAUCUCUCUAGAGCCGAUGCAAGAUCCAGUCACGCUCUGCACCGGUCAGACCUACGAGAGGUCCAACAUCCUCAAAUGGCUUAGCUUAGGACACCGCACUUGCCCCACCACGAUGCAAGAGCUCUGGGACGACGCCGUCACGCCGAACAAGACGCUUCACCAGCUGAUCCACGCUUGGUUCUCGCAAAAGUAUGUAAUGAUGAAGAAACGGUCGGAGGAUGUUCAGGGGCGAGUGAUCGAGAUCGUGGGGGCGUUGAGGAAGGCGAAAGGGAAAGAGAAAGUUCACGCUUUGAGCGAGCUUAAGGGAGUUGUGAUGGCCCACGAGAUCGCUAAGAAGAGUGUUGUUGACGAAGGUGGAGUCUUUGUCAUCUCUUCUCUUUUGACUCCUUUUACUUCCCACGCCGUUGGAUCAGAAGCUGUGGCGAUUUUGGUUAAUUUAGAGCUUGAUGCUGUUUCGAAAGCGGGGCUGAUGCAGCCCGCUAGGGUCUCGUUGAUGGUCGACAUGUUGAACGAUGGCUCGAUCGAAACGAAAAUUAACUGCGCGAGGUUAAUCGGGAGGUUGGUCGAGGAGAGAGGUUUCAGAGCAGAGCUUGUUUCUAGUCACAGUUUGCUUGUCGGGUUAAUGAGAUUGGUUAAAGAUAGACGGCGAAGAAGUGGUGUCUCGCCAGCUUUGGCCCUGCUCAAAUCGAUUUCGGUUCAUAAACAAGUUAGAAGCUUGAUGGUUAGUGUUGAAGCGGUUCCUCAGUUAGUUGACGUCUUGCCUUGUUUAGGACCAGAGUGUUUGGAAUCAGCUCUUUAUGUUUUGGACUCAUUGUGUUCGGAUAACGAAGGAGUAACUGCGUUGAAAGAUUCUGUUAACACGAUUCCCAAUACGGUUAGGUUGCUGAUGAGAGUAUCUGAGACGUGCACGGCCUACUCGGUUUCGAUUCUUUGGUCGGUUUGCAGAUUAGCUUCUCGAGAGUGUUCGUCUCUUGCGGUUGAACUUGGUUUGGCUGCUAAACUACUGCUUGUGAUACAAAGUGGAUGUGAUCCAGCUUUGAAGCAACGUUCAGCUGAGUUGUUGAAGCUUUGUAGUUUGCAUUAUUCGGAUACGAUGUUUAUUUCUAAAUGUAAGCUUGCACCAACGAUUCAAUAAUGGAUUUUUUUUUUUUGACAAAUCUUUGGGUAUUUUAAGAAAUAUAUCAGAUUAAAUUCGUAUUUGUACAUUGGAAUGGAGGGGAAUUAAAAGUUUUUUCUUAA